UUAUAAUGUAACAAUUUAGAAGCUACAGUGUAGCCAAUAAAGUGUCCGCGACAACCGAGCGCAUCUGCUCGCCGGUGCGCCCUUCUCGCCCCUCGCCCUGGAUGCGAAAAGAGACCAACGCCGACCUCGGACAUCAGAUGACAUUUGUUACGGAGGGGGACGGGACUGGAUCAUAACGCAUUCGUAUGAGGCUGAUGUAUGUUCCCAGAGAGGAGACUGCAGUCCCCAGGAGCCACAUAGCGCCUCUCCUACACCUCCACCGCCGUCUCGUCUUCUGUUGUCUGGCAGCAUGCCUUCUGAACCCAGCCUCAGCAGCAGGGAGAUGCUGACAGGACAGAGGCUCUGCCAGUCAAAGUCCCACCAGGACUCGGUCCUCGCUGCCCUGAACCAGCAGAGGAAGGACGGCUUGCUGUGUGACGUCACCCUGGUCGCCGGCGAGCAGAAGUUCCACGCCCACAAAGCCGUCCUGGCAGCAUGCAGUGAUUACUUCAGGGCUAUGUUCAGCUUGUGCAUGGUGGAGAGUGAGGCAGACGAGGUGACUCUGCAAGGGGUGACCGGCGUUGGACUGAAGCACGCUUUGGACUUCGCCUACACUGGGCAGAUCCUGUUGGAGCCAGCGGCGAUCCAGGACGUCCUGUCAGCAGGGAGCCACCUGCAGCUGCUGGAGCUCCUCAGUCUCUGCUCCCACUACCUCAUCCAGGAACUGAGCAGCGUGAACUACCUGGAGCUGUACCGCGUGGCUGACCUGUUCCACCUCCCCGCCCUGGAGGAGGCCGUGGUGGACUUCCUGGUGGAGCAUCUGUCCGAGCUGAGCCACAGCCGGCAGGACGAGGCCCUGCAGCUGCCUUACCGCCUGCUGAGGGAGGUGCUGAAGAGCGACCGCCUCACCUCCCUGAGCGAGGAGGAGAUAUGGAAGCUGGUCGUUCUGUGGCUGGACCACGACUGCCGCCACCAGUACGCCGACGACCUGCUCCAACACGUCCGCUACGGCCUGAUGGACGUCCCCACGCUGCACCACCUCGCCCGCAGCCACUCCCUGGUCCAGUCCAGCCCGACCGCCGCCGCCCUGGUGGAGGAGGCCCUGGACUACCACCACGCCACCUUCGCCCAGCCCCUCCGCCAGUCGGCCCGCACCAGGCCCCGCUUCCAGUCCCUCACCCUCUACAUAGCCGGCGGGCGGAAGCGGGAGGUGAGCAGGGUCAAGGAGCUUCGCUACUUCAACCCGGCCACGCAGGAGCACGUGCGCGUCGCCGGCGGGUCCAACUGGAGCGAGCUGGCGCCCAUGCCCACCGGGCGCAGCCACCACUGCGUGGCCGUGAUGGGCAACUUCCUGUUUGUGGUGGGCGGGGAGGUGGAGCACGCCACCGGGAGGACAUGCGCCGGCAGGACAUGCGCCGUGAGGACCGCGUGCCGAUACGACUCCAGGGGAAACUGCUGGACCGACAUCGCCCCCAUGAAGGCCUGCAGGGAACACUUUGUGCUGGGCGUGCUGGGCCAGUACCUGUACGCAGUGGGGGGCAGGAACGAGCUGAGGCAGGUGCUGCCCUCGGUGGAGCGCUACUGCCCCAAGAGGAACAAAUGGAUGUUUGUACAACCCUUCGACCGCUCGCUGUCCUGCCACGCCGGCUGUGUGGCCGACAGCCUGCUGUGGGUGUCAGGCGGGGUGACAAACACAGCUCAGUACCAGAACCGACUGAUGGUGUACGACCCAGAACAGGACCAGUGGCUGGCCCGCAGUCCCAUGCUGCAGAGGCGGGUGUACCACGUCAUGGCGGCGGUGAGGAGGCAGCUCUACGUGCUGGGCGGCAACGACCUGGACUACAACAACGACCGCAUCCUGGUCCGCCACAUCGACUCCUACAACAUGGACCUGGACCAGUGGACGCGCUGCUCCUUCAGCCUCCUCACGGGUCAGAAUGAGUCCGGGGUGGCCGUCCACGAUGACCGGAUCUAUGUGGUUGGAGGAUACUCCAUUUGGACCAACGAGCCUCUGGCGUGCAUUCAAGUGCUGGAUCUGAGCACAGAGGGGAAGGAGGAGGUUUUCUACGGGCCGACGUUGCCAUUCGCCUCCAACGGGAUAGCGACUUGCUUCCUCCCGGCUCCUUUCUUCACCUGCCCCAACCUACAGACUCUACAAGUGCCCCAUCACAGGAUCGGUGCGGUUUAAACCCCAGGGACACCCCCCCCCC
This is a messenger RNA of Pungitius pungitius (ninespine stickleback), 2189 nucleotides long. RefSeq names its product kelch-like family member 32 (gene klhl32). Gene Ontology annotation, molecular function: protein binding. The transcript has 11 exons. Bases 290 to 2167 code for a protein of 625 amino acids. The record is from RefSeq and is a predicted model, not a curated record. NCBI's taxonomy places the organism in Eukaryota, Metazoa, Chordata, Actinopteri, Perciformes, Gasterosteidae.